Messenger RNA from Chironomus riparius, 2909 nucleotides. The record is from the annotation of a GenBank genome assembly. Lineage: Eukaryota; Metazoa; Arthropoda; Insecta; Diptera; Chironomidae.
CAGAUAGAGACCUGCCAAAUAUCAAUCAUAAGAAAUGCAGGAUAAGGAGCUACGUCUGCAUAUACAAUCUCAAGCUAAAAUACUGUCGCAGCUUGGUAAGGAGAGGAAGAAGGAUGAUCGUGAAGUUAAAGAGUAUCUUUAUGGACCAAAAGAAGGAACAGUAUCGAAAACAUUUCGAUGGAUUUGGAGUCACAGAGUAGCUCGAAUGGGUCAAGAUUGGAUAUUCUUAGCACUACUGGGCAUGUUGAUGGCUGUGAUAUCAUACGUGGUCGAUAAAGGAAUACUUAUGUGCAUGAAUACAAGAGUGUGGCUUUACAAAGAUCUCGACUUUGAGAAUCCUGUGGCUAGAUAUCUGGCUUGGGUGUCCUUACCUGUGUGUUUGGUUCUAUUCUCGGCUGGGUUUGUAAGUCAGCUAGCACCAACAUCGAUUAGUUCUGGCAUUCCAGAAAUGAAGACAAUCCUCAGAGGCGUUCAACUCAAACAACUCAAAAAGUUUCUCACUUUCAAAACUUUAGUUGCCAAAGUCAUCGGCUUAACAGCAACUCUUGGAAGUGGCAUGCCAUUAGGCAAGGAAGGUCCAUUCGUCCACAUCGCCAGCAUCCUUGCACAAAUCCUCAGCAAAUUGUCAAUAUUCCGAGGAAUUUUUGAGAAUGAGACAAGAAAUAUUGAUAUGCUGGCUGCAGCCUGUGCUGUUGGUGUUGGUGCCUGCUUUGCAAGUCCAGUUGGUGGUGUUUUAUUCAGCAUAGAAGUAACAACAACUUAUUUUGCGGUUAGAAAUUAUUGGAGAGGCUUCUUUGGUGCUGUUUGCGGUGCUUUAUUCUUCAGACUUAUUGCUGUUUGGUUCCAUAAUGUUGACACUUUGAAGGCUAUCUUCAGCACUAGCUUUACAAUUGAAUUUCCUUAUGGACCACAAGAACUGCUUGCGUUUGCAAUGCUCGGAUUGAUUUGUGGAAUAUUGGGUGCUCUUUGGGUUUGGGUUCAUAGACAGUAUGUGUACUUUACUAGAAGGAAUAAAUUUGUGGAUAAGAUUAUUAAGAAGAACUGCUUUUUAUAUGCUGGCAUAUUGGCGUUGAUGGUCUCAACCAUUACCUACCCUAAUGGUCUAGGGAUAUUUAUGGCUGGAGAGCUAAGCACUCAUCAGCAGGUGUCCUAUAUGUUUACUAACUUCACAUGGUCGCAAGAUGAAUUAUCUGCUCAGGAGAUGACAAUUUCAAACUAUUGGACUAACCCAAUUACUGGAGAAGUAUUCAGUGUUUUAUUUGGCUAUGCUGUAUUCACUUUCUUCUUUUCAAUCAUCACAUCAACGAUGCCAGUUCCAAACGGAAUUUUCAUUCCAGUCCUCAAAAUUGGAGCAGCCUUAGGUAGAAUGGUUGGCGAAGCAAUGCAUCUCUGGUUCCCAACUGGUGUCUUCUAUGGCAAUCAUCUCAACCUGAUAAUUCCAGGAACAUAUGCAGUUGUUGGCGCUUCCGCAUUUGCUGGUGCCGCAACUCACACAGUCUCCGUCGGUGUAAUUUUAUUCGAAAUGACAGGUCAAAUAACACAUCUACUUCCUGUCAUGAUUGCGACAUUAAUUUCAUGUGCUGUUGCCGCAAUUUUACAACCGUCAAUAUUCGACUCAAUUAUUGUCCUCAAAAAGCUUCCGUACUUACCGGAUUUAUUGCCAUCGGGCAGUGGCGUUUACAACUGUAAAGUUGGCGAUUUUAUGGUCUCGGAUGUCGUUUACAUCUGGAAAAGUAUCACAUUUAGGCAGCUCGAGGACAUAUUGAGAAAGAACAAGGAACUUUACAGCAUACCAUUGGUGGAUAAUGAAGACACGAUGGUGCUACUUGGAACUGUGUCAAGGCAUUCAUUAAUUCGAAUGAUUUACAAGCACAUUGAGAGGGCAAAGAGAAUGGAUAUUGAGAGUAAAAGAAGAGAAGAUGAGGAAAAAUUGAGGAAGUUCAUGGAACAGCCAAGAAGGUCAUCAAAGUUUGAAGUUAUAAAUGAACCGGAUGUGGAUAGACUUCGACAAAUUGCUAAUAAUGAGAUGCUAACACCAAGAGCUAAGCAGAAUGUGCUGCUAAUGGAACAAAAGCCACUCAAGUCGAUCCUUAAAAAAUCAGAUUCAUUCACAAUGAAAGGCUUUAAUCCAUUGUCACCGCACAGUCCAACAAACAGCACAGACUUAAAGUUACGCUCAGCAUUUGACGUUGUGUACCAAAAAUCAGUAACUUUACCUGACGCCAUAAUCGACCCUGAACUCGGUUCACCAACAGCAACAAGUGAUUCAGCAUCGCCAACAAAAAAAGUCAAACUUCCACUAGAAAGAUUCAUCGACAGACCAAUGGAGGAACAAAGACAAUGGAGAGCAAAGGAAUUGUCUAAGCCGAUUAACUUGGAUGAAGGCAAAGUGACAAUUGAGCCUGUUUCAUUCCACUUGAUGGAAUCAACACCUUUAAUGAAAGUUCACAGUUUGUUUGCCAUGACGGGAAUUAAUCAGGCUUAUGUGACGAGAGUUGGGCGAUUGGUUGGAGUUGUGGCGUUGGAGGAGCUCCGAAAAGUGAUUGAAGACAUAAACAACGGCAACUUGGUGAUUAAGAGUGCGCCAAUAGUUCCAGAGCUAAUUAUACCUGAGACACCAGAUUCACCAGACACUCCAGAGACCCCCUUGUCCCCUCAAACACCAGAACCAACACUGAUUGAGGAAAUAUUCCAGAAAGGAUUUGAUUUUGAUACUAAAAUUGUUAAGAAUUAUUGAGGAAGUUUUGGAUGUUGUGAAGUGGUCGUAAUGAUUGAUUUUGGCAUCUCAAGCUCAUUUUUAAGAUCGAAUUUUGGUUUUUAAAACUUUUACAAUGCUUGAGUUAAAUUUGAUCGUUCAAAUUAUAGAACUGUAUGCAAUAUCCAAGCUAUUUCUAUUAAUUUAAGUGUUG